Messenger RNA from Spea bombifrons (plains spadefoot toad), 755 nucleotides. RefSeq names its product NK2 homeobox 8 (gene NKX2-8). The transcript has 2 exons. NCBI's taxonomy places the organism in Eukaryota, Metazoa, Chordata, Amphibia, Anura, Pelobatidae. The record is from RefSeq and is a predicted model, not a curated record. Gene Ontology annotation, cellular component: nucleus. Bases 58 to 690 code for a protein of 210 amino acids. Gene Ontology annotation, biological process: cell differentiation; regulation of transcription by RNA polymerase II. Gene Ontology annotation, molecular function: RNA polymerase II cis-regulatory region sequence-specific DNA binding; DNA-binding transcription factor activity, RNA polymerase II-specific.
UUCACCACCUUGCUACCUUUCAGAGAUAUUUUGAAAUACAUAUUAAGAGGACAAGAGAUGUCUUCAGCCAAGUUAAGUUUCACAGUCAGAAGAAUUCUGGAUCUACCAGAGUGUGAAGGCACCAGUCUACAGACAGAUUCACCUUUAAGUUACAACAGAAGAGCUGUCUUCCAAGACUGGCUGGAGAAUGAGAGGACUCACUAUUUGUGUUCAGACGACAGUGGUUCAGAGGCUCCAUUGCCAGAUAAAAUGCCAAGUGUGGGGGUGUCCUCUCACACACCUGAAUCCAAGGAGGCGAAGAAGAAGAAACGUAGAGUUCUAUUCUCAAAGGCUCAAACCUUGGAAUUGGAGAGAAGGUUUCGCCAACAACGUUAUUUAUCAGCCCCAGAGAGGGACCAGCUUGCCCAUAUCCUCCAUCUCACCCCAACACAGGUCAAGAUCUGGUUUCAGAAUCACCGUUACAAGAUGAAAAGGGCAAAACACGAGGGGGGCAACAGUCCAUCACUCCUGAAACAUGUCAUGGUCCCAGUGCUGGUCAGGGAUGGGAAACCUUGCCAUGCAUGUGCUCCUGUUAGCCCUAGAGACAAACUCCAGGUCUUCUCCACACUGCAGCCCCCAGGGGCUUUAAGCUUUGUUCCAGGGUAUCACCAGCACAUCACUUAUCCAUCAAACCUUUCCUGGGGAUGGUGAAUAUUUUUUUUUUAAUUCAUUUCUCUUGUACAUACGGUAGUUUUAUGGAAAGAUUGAUUGCCUUG